This is a messenger RNA of Rhopalosiphum maidis (corn leaf aphid), 1137 nucleotides long. It is a transcript of the gene asrij, whose product is annotated as OCIA domain-containing protein 1. The record is from RefSeq and is a predicted model, not a curated record. The transcript is spliced from 6 exons. Gene Ontology annotation, cellular component: endosome. NCBI's taxonomy places the organism in Eukaryota, Metazoa, Arthropoda, Insecta, Hemiptera, Aphididae. Bases 267 to 1046 code for a protein of 259 amino acids.
AUUUAUCAUCCUACCAUCCAGGGAACCGGGUACGGGUUCACAAAACACGGGAUAAGGCUUUCUGAUUUUUGAUAAUUGUAAUUUGCAGCUUGUGAACGAAUUACCACUCAACAGUUAAAAUAAUCAAUUGUUAAGUGCUGCACUGUUGUAGUCCGCUCCCGACUGAUGAACGAAUUACGUUUUUGUUUUGUCGAAGUCUUGCGUUCUUAACGACACCAAAAGAGUAUAAUACAAAAAUACCGUCCGAUUAGAAUAUUCGAGUGACGAUGGCAAAUCUACAUCCCGGCGCACCGCAGCAGAAACCAUCUCCAGAUUCUCUGUUCUAUCAGUUCUCGCCAGAAGAAACCAGAGUCAUGAACGAAUGCAACUCCGAAAGUUUUUUUCAGAGAAGCCUACCAUUAUCGCUCAUCACUGGUGCUGUUUCGUAUGCUGCAGUUAAUGCCGGUUAUUUAAAAAAGAGUUUGAAAUGGGGUCCAUGGCCUAAAGCAAUAUUUGGUGGUCUGUUUGGUUAUCUAAUUGGUAAAUAUUCUUAUCAAGCAAAAUGUGCUGAAAAAUUAAUGCAAUUACCCAAUAGUGAACUUGGACGAGUUCUCAGGGAACGUAGAGGAAAAACGAGUGGUGAAUUUUUCCAAGGAAAUGCCAUUAGUCCAACAAACGUUACACCUGGUAAUGAUGUACCAACACUUAUGACUGAUUACAAAUCUGAUAUAGAUAUUGAUAUGCAUAAACCUAUAAAUUCUUUAGAUACAGAUUAUAGACCCAAUUAUGAUGGUUUACCCCUUAGGAAGGAUAAUGAACUUUCAUUGUCAAAUGUUACACCGACUUCUUAUGAAGACCUUAGGAAUCGUAAUAGACAAGACUAUGAUAGAACACAACCAAAUAAACCAACUUACAGGCCACCACCUCCAUCAAAUACUCAACCAAUAUGGGAUAAUCAAGCUUAUCCACCAUCAAAUACUCAACCAAUAUGGAAUAAUCAAGCUUAUCCAGCAUCUGAUCAAACAAGGACUCCUCAAUCACGUAAUCAAUAUGGAGAUGUUGUAUAGUUAUAGAUAAAAUCAUUUCCCAUUUAUUAAAUGUAAUAUAAUAUUAGUUUUGUUUGUUAUAACCUAAUAAAUUUUUAAGCUUCCGAAAGUA